CUCCAAUCCAUUUCGCCUCCUCACCAUCAUCACUGUCCCAUUGUCAGCUCAUCAUGACUGACGUCAAGCUCAAUGCAGGCGCCAUCGACCGCAUGCUUCGUACCACUGACUCGUCCGAGGCUGUGCCACCCGAGGAGGCUGUGUGCCAGAUUCUGAGCAUCAAGAAAAUCGCAACUAGUCAGCCAGGAGCGGGCGACCGAUACCGCGUCAUCUUGAGCGAUGGCAUCCACUUUGCCCAAGCCAUGCUCGCCACUCAGCAAAAGGUCUUGGUCGAGAGCGGUCAGAUCGACCGCAACUCCGUCGUCCGUGUAACGCAGUAUGUCGCAAACAGCGUGCAGCAGCGACGUAUCCUCAUCCUCCUCGGCCUUGAGCCUCUUGGUGCUCCUCUGGGCGAGCGCCUGGGUGACCCAGCCAAUUGGGAGACGGCUGCAGCGAAUGGUGGUGCUGGUGCUGCUGGUGGCGCCGCCAAUGGCGGUGGGUCGAAUGGCUCUACUGCUGGUCCGGCUGCUGCCAACAAGGCGGGCGGCGCUGCGCCGUCGCGUACCAACUCAGGCAAUGGAGGCACGAAGCCACUCUCGCGAGGCCCAAGCAUGGCCAACGGCGCUCCCGUCUACCCAAUCGAGGGUCUCUCCCCCUAUCAGAACAAGUGGACCAUCAAGGCUCGCGUGACGCUCAAGUCGGACAUCAAGCACUGGUCCAACCAACGUGGCGAGGGCAAGCUUUUCUCCGUCAACCUCCUCGACGAGUCUGGCGAGAUCAAAGCUACGGGCUUCAACGACGCAGUUGACCGCUUCUACCCGUUGCUGCAGGAGAACAAAGUCUACUACAUCAGCAAAGCCCGGGUCAAUAUUGCCAAGAAGCAGUUCAGCAACCUCAACAACGAGUACGAGAUUGCAUUCGAGAACAACACCGAGAUCGAAGAGUGCUUGGACGCGGCUGAUGUGCCAGAGGUCAAGUACGCCUUCGUUCAGAUCGACCAGCUGGAUGGCGUUGAGCCCAAUCAGACAUGCGACGUCAUCGGCAUCAUCGACGAGAUCGGCGAUGUAGCCGAGAUCAUCAGCAAGGCAUCGCAGAAGCCCAUCACCAAAAGAGAGCUCACCCUCGUCGACCAGAGUGGUAUGAGCGUGCGCCUCACCCUGUGGGGCAGGACGGCGGAGCAGUUUGAUCAGAAUCUGGACAAGCCCGUCAUCGCUUUCAAGGGUGUCAAGGUGGGCGACUUCGGUGGGCGAUCCCUCUCCAUGUUCUCGUCCUCGUCCAUGAUGGUCAACCCAGACAUCCCGGAGGCACACGGCCUUCGAGGGUGGUACGAUAGCGAGGGAAAUCAAGCAGCGGGCAACUUCAAGACCUUUGCCGGAGCAGGGCUGGGUGGCCUGGGCGCUGGUGGUGGAGCAGGAGGAGCUGCCGGCUCCAACAAGAACGAGCGUCGCACCAUUGCCCAAGCGAAAGAGCAAGGGUUGGGCAUGUCAGGAGACAAGCCCGACUACUUCAACAUUCGAGCGACGGUCGUGUACAUCAAGCAAGAGGGCCUCUCCUACCCCGCGUGCCCAUCGGCCAAUUGCAACAAGAAGGUGGUCAUGGAGGAUGAGAACAGCUGGAGGUGCGAGAAGUGCGACACCACCUACCCUGCUCCGCAGUACCGCUACAUUCUUGCGGCGAAUGUCGCGGACCACACGGAUGGAAUCUGGCUGAGUGGUUUCAACGAGAUUGGCGAGCUUUUGAUCGGUCAGACUGCGAGCGAGCUGGAGGCGGUGAAGACGGAGAGCGAGAGUAACUUUGUUGCUGCGCUGCACCGGGCCACAAACAGGAGCUACAUGUUCAACAUCCGAGCCAAGCAGGACACCUUCAAUGACACGACGCGUGUGAGAUACACAGUGACCAAGGCCACGCCCGUUGACUGGUCGGCAGCGGCAAAUGAGCUCGCGGACGACAUCAAGGCGCUCAUGUAGGGUGGCGUGGCGGG
Messenger RNA from Jaminaea rosea, 1960 nucleotides. Its product is annotated as replication factor-a protein. The record is from RefSeq and is a predicted model, not a curated record. The transcript is spliced from 4 exons. Lineage: Eukaryota; Fungi; Basidiomycota; Exobasidiomycetes; Microstromatales. Gene Ontology annotation, molecular function: DNA binding. Gene Ontology annotation, biological process: DNA replication; DNA repair; DNA recombination. The coding region runs from base 54 to 1946 and encodes 630 amino acids. Gene Ontology annotation, cellular component: nucleus.